UGACGUCAACGUUUUUAUCGUGUGGCAUCGCGAGGACUGGUGUGUUCGAAACUUUUCAAGUUUUAGUUUAGAGCGCGCCUUGCGAGCAUCAACAAUCAAAGUGAUAGCAAAAAUGAUUCGAAGGGUAGUUUUGGUAGUUUUCGCUCUAGGGGUUUUAGCAAAUUGUGAGGAAGAUAAAAAGCCGGAACUAAAAAUCGACGUUUCUUUUAAACCGGAAGUUUGCGAAGUCAAAAGUAAAAAUGGGGACAUGCUGACGAUGCACUAUACCGGUACUUUGGUUGAUGGUACCAAAUUCGAUUCAAGUUUAGACCGCGAACAACCCUUUACCUUCCAACUAGGAGUGGGCCAGGUGAUUAAAGGGUGGGACGAAGGCUUGAAAGAAAUGUGCGUAGGCGAAAAAAGGCAACUUACUAUUCCUCCUCACCUUGGCUACGGAGACAAAGGAGCAGGAAAUGUUAUUCCUGGAAAAGCUACCCUACAUUUUGAGGUUGAACUAAUCAACAUUGGAGACACCCCACCAACAACAAACGUCUUCAAGGAAAUCGACGCCGAUGCCGAUAACCAACUCAGUCGUGAUGAGGUGAGUGAGUAUCUUAAAAAGCAAAUGGUAGCAGCCGACAAUGGUAACCCGAGCGAAGAAGUGAAAAAUAUGCUAGCGGAACACGACAAACUCGUCGAAGAAAUUUUCCAGCACGAAGAUAAAGACAAAAACGGAUUUAUUUCGCACAACGAAUUCUCCGGACCCAAACACGACGAACUUUAAAUUGGUUUUUAGUUUUGUAUAAAAAGAAAAUAAAUUAAAAUAUAUUCCAAUUUUUGAUACCUCGACUUAGAUGAUAAGGAGUUGUAGAUUUUAUUUUUGUUAUCUACCUCUAUAAUUUUGCACAAGUUAAUUUGCCAAAAUUUAGAGUUUCUUCGUUCUUUUUCUUUU
Ceutorhynchus assimilis (cabbage seed weevil) is the source of this 931-nucleotide messenger RNA. Lineage: Eukaryota; Metazoa; Arthropoda; Insecta; Coleoptera; Curculionidae. The record is from the annotation of a GenBank genome assembly.